Cajanus cajan (pigeon pea) is the source of this 1353-nucleotide messenger RNA. Its product is annotated as WAT1-related protein At1g70260. Gene Ontology annotation, molecular function: transmembrane transporter activity. Lineage: Eukaryota; Viridiplantae; Streptophyta; Magnoliopsida; Fabales; Fabaceae. The record is from RefSeq and is a predicted model, not a curated record. Gene Ontology annotation, cellular component: membrane.
UACACAAGUGGAAAAACUCAAUGGAGGCUAAGACUAAGAUCAUGUAUGAAGUGCUUCCAUUCAUAGUGUUGGUGAUUAUGGAAGGUUGGACCAUAGGGCUGACGAUUUUUGCAAAAACUGCAAUAAGUAAUGGAAUGAGUCCAUUUGUGUUCAUUGUUUAUACCAACGCUCUUGCCACUAUAAUACUGUUCCCUUGUUCCUUUUUAUCGCAGCAAGAGAACAGAAAGGAGAGGCCAACUUUUACUUUCUCUUUGUUCAUGCGCUUCUUGUUCCUCGGUUUUACAGGGAUAACCAUGACUCAGAACUUUUUAUUCCUGGGUCUAUGUUAUAGUUCACCAAUACUAGUGUGUGCCAUGGGCCACUUGAUCCCAACGUUUAAUUUUCUGCUCUCUCUCAUUCUCAGGAAGACAUUGAAUUUGAGAAGCCCUGUUAUCCAAGUCCAAGUGAUUGGUAUUUUGGUAUCAAUAAUGGGAGCAGUGGUAGCUGAAGUCUUCAAGGGACCACUUGUAAGACCAUCUUCUCACCACCUUAGACACACUAAGCAACAUCUUGUAUUCUCUUCAACACCAGAGUUUUGGCUUCUUGGUGGUGUUUUGCUUGUUGCAGCUUCCUUCUCAGUUUCAAUUUCCAACUUAGUCCAGAAAGAAAGUGUGAAGCAAUAUCCAGAACCAGUGAAGGUGCUUUCUUAUUCUAGCUUAGUUGGGACAAUCCUCAGUGCAAUAGUCUCAUGGAUAGUGGAGAGAGACAUAAAUGCUUGGAAGUUAAGGCGUGACAAUGAUCUCAUUCUCAUUGUUUUAACUGCAGUAGUUGGGGGUGUGAUUCGUCCCAAUAUUCAAAUAUGGUUCACUCGCAUGAAGGGUCCACUUUACGUCUCACUUUUCAAGCCCUUUGGUAUUGUCUUUGCCACUACUUUUGCAGUUUCCUUCUUUUCUAACAGCCUUCAUUAUGGGAGUGUAAUAGGAGCAACUGUACUUGGAGUGGGGUAUUAUAUAAUAAUGCAUGGAGAAAUCAAAGGAAAUGAAGAAAAGACAGGCUGUGACGAAAGCUCAUCAGAUUCUUUGGACAAGAAGAUACCUCUUCUGCAAGAACAGAUGCAAGUGUGAAUAAAACUAAGAAAGAUUCUAGUAGCAGAGGAAUUCACCUAUUUUUCAGAAUUUUGCUCCUUAUCGUUUCAAACUGAUUGUGAUAGAAGUAUCUCCCAUGUUGCAAAUAUUUUAAUUGUAAUUAACUCAAACUAUGUACAAAUAAUGAACAUGUAAGUAGCAUGAACCAAAAAACAAAGGUGCUGUAGAAUUUGAGAUUUUUAUAUUUUCGUUGUACAAAAAUAUUCUCAAGGCAUUAUCUAGAUCUUUA